ACUUCGGCAACAAUAGAACAACUAAAAGAAAGUGUAUCAAAACUAAAAUUGCCUAAAGAACACACUCCAAGAAUAUAAACAUGGCUGAUAAAAUAAAGAAAUUCUUUCAAAAGAAGAAAGCAGACGCCAAAUUCAAGCUAGCUGGCCCGGGGCACAAGCUUACGGAAUCAACGAGCCAGAGCUCUGAAUCAUCUAGAAAGGAGGUGCCAGUUGUCCGCAGGUCAGGGCUGUCACAGGAAAGUAAAGUUGCAGCUGAAGCAGCUUUAGCAAGGUUACAACAGAAAAGAGACAAUCCUGCAUUUAAUACUUCUCUUGCAGCUAUUAAGGCUCAAGUAAGAAAAGAAUUAGAAAAUGAAAAGGCUUGUGAAACAGAAAGUACCCAUACCAUUCCUGAACGAAAGAAGUCUGUGGAUCAGGAAGUUGAUGUGCCUAAGAAUUAUGCAGCUUCUGGUGUUUUCUUUAAAUGUCCAUUAAUAAGUAAUGAAAUUUUACCAAGAGAAGAAUGGAAGAGGAACAUAAAGAGUUUUCUCUAUGAACAGUUAGAGGAAGAGAGAGGUCUGACCGCCUGUCUCAUCAUACAGUCUUGUAAUAACAACAGAGAGAAGAUAGACACAUGUGUGGAAACACUUUGCAAAUAUUUGGAGAAUAUAAUUACUUACCCGGAACAGGAGAAAUAUCAAAAGAUAAGGAUGUCUAACAGAGCAUUUUGUGAACGUGUACAGCCAAUAGAAGGCGCGUUAGAACUGCUGUUAGCAGCUGGCUUUAGAGAGGAGACUUUACUCAAUCCGGAAGGAGUAGAUGAGCAAUACAUGGUGUUCAAAAAGGAAAAUGUGCCUUCUGUUGAAAGUUUAACGACAUUGAUAGAUGCAUUGCGCAGUGCUGAGCCUAUCCAGCUGGAGUUGGACAGAAAUGUGCAGGUGCUUUUGCCCUCUCAGGCCGCGCACCAGCUGGCACUGCCACCGGCAUUCUAUGCCCUCUCCGCUGAAGAACUAAAGAGGGAACAGCUGUUACGUACGGAGGCUAUAGAGAAGAGUCAGAUGCUGCGCACGCGCGCCAUGAGGGAGAAGGACGAACUGAGAGAGAUGCGCAGAUACAAGUUCGCUCUCAUCAGAGUGCGCUUCCCAGACGGCAUUCUACUACAGGGAACAUUCUCAGUAUACGAACGUUACAAUGAGAUUCACGAAUUUGUUCAAGAACACUUAGAACAUGGAGACCUUCCCUUCAUCCUAAACACACCGACUGGUCACAAGCUGACAUCUGAUGAAGAUGGAUCCAAGAGUCUGAUAGACCUACGCCUGGUGCCGGCCACCGUCCUCACAUUCUCCUGGGAUCCCUCCAUCCUCGAGGAGAUUAACAACAGUCCCAAUAAAGAUGUAUACUUGAAGCCAGAAGUUAUGAUGUUAGUUAAAGAAAUUUAAUCGAUCUUAAACUAUUGCCUGUAGAAAAAAAGGUAUGUCUAUUUUGCACAUUUCUCUCACUUUGACAUAAAUACGAGGAUGUUAAAUAAUAUUCUCUUUCGGAAGUUGAUCCUAGUACGUUUUUGCAACACCAUGGGGCCUAGCAAGAAAAUUUGCUAGAAAGAAUUCGUAUUGACAUCGAUAAAAUAUAUAUGAAAUUUCAGUUGAUGUUAGGAAUAAUUUGUUAUAAAUCUUCAUGCUAGGCCCGGGUCUUGACUUAUCGCAGCAGUUAGUCAUUUAGUAUCAAAAAUCUACACUAAGAGCUUUACUUUGAGUGCUGCAUUUAAUUUCACUUAUAUUUCACGACAUAUACUAUGUUGUACACAGUGUAUUGCAUCGCUGUCAUUAAUUACUCUCUGUUUCCACUACAAACAUUGUUUCUUUUUCAAAUCUUGACAAUGGAAACAUGGUAGUGUUGUUCUUGUGAACGUAUUUUAAUGCUUAUUUCAAAACUUUAAUAAGUUAUAAUUAAGCUAAUUUAUUUUGUUAAAUUUAAAUAUAUUUUGUAUA
Messenger RNA from Papilio xuthus (Asian swallowtail), 1967 nucleotides. It is a transcript of the gene Gint3, whose product is annotated as GDI interacting protein 3. The record is from RefSeq and is a predicted model, not a curated record. Gene Ontology annotation, molecular function: protein binding. Gene Ontology annotation, cellular component: cytoplasm. Bases 81 to 1418 code for a protein of 445 amino acids. Lineage: Eukaryota; Metazoa; Arthropoda; Insecta; Lepidoptera; Papilionidae. The transcript has 8 exons.